GGGAAAUUAUGUUGGAAAAACAGUCUCUGAAAAGUAGCGAUGAAAUUCAAGAGAAAAGUAACAAAAGUACCAUUAGCAUAGGUAUUAUUGGAUGCGGCAGACUUGGAAAUCAGAUCGCUCAAAGUCUUUUGACAUAUGGACAAAUUGAAGCUAGUCAUUUACAGAUUUCAACAAGAAGACCAGAAACACUUGGUAAGCUUGAUAUAAUAUUUCUUAUUUUACAUUAUCAGUUAUAAGUGAAAAGUCAGUUAGGAUUUAUGUAAUUAGAUGAUAUUGAACAUGCUCACAGUGAAUCUAGGAUCUAUAAAUAUUUAUCACUCUUCUCUAUAAAAAUAAUAACUACUAUUCUAAACUAUUCUGUAAAAUACAUAUUGUAUUGCCUUUAACUUUAUGAUACGUUAAGCAUGGCCUUAUAGAAUAGUCCUGUUACACACAUUACAAUGGAUUGGAGGUUUUUAAAAAGUUGUGCACCACAUAUAUCAUCAUUAAAAAUAUGUGGUAAGGGGCAUAUUUUAAAAAAAAAAAUUUGAUGACAAUUUUCUGUGCUACCCAGUAGGCCUACUUGCAAAUUCUCAUUUUGUAUCUCGGCACACUCAAGUAGCCCUAUUAGGUACUUUUUUUUAUAAAAUUGUUUUACUUACUGAUUAUAAUUAUUUUUGUGGCUUAAUUUGAAAUGUCACCAAAAAAGUCCAACAGGACAAGAGAGAAGAGCAAGGGCAGGGAUGCAGAGGAUUAAUGGAUGAAAUCGUGGAAGAUAUUGAAUUUUCACAGGCUUUAGUGGCACCUCUCAUGUCAGGGGUUUUCCUGUGAAUUUUAAAAAUAAAAAAUACUAUUUUAAUAUUGAAAAAAAAUGACAAGCUUGGAAAAGAAGCCUAAAUAUAUAAAAUAAUACUCUUUUGAUUAUUCAAAUUCCAGGACAUCUUCAACAGAAAGGAGUUUCAUGCUUUUUCAACAACAAAAAGUUGGUUUCGUCUGUAGAUUUGGUGUUCUUUUGUGUGCUUCCAUCCCAAAUGCCUUGUGUAGCUUAUGAGGUUAAGGAUUCCAUUUCACCAACGCUGCUCACAGUGUGUCCAUUCAGCAGCCUGUCCCCCAGGAAAUUGCGACAAAUGCUUGGAACUUCUAAUAUUAUACGCCCUCAGCUGGUGUUUCCUGAACAAAAUCCAAAUCCAAAUUAUAACUUGGAGGUUGAGGUGGCACAAGCCUUCAAGAAUAAACAGACAGUCAUGGGAACAUGUCCUCUUAGUGUCCCACAAGAAGGUAUUAAAUAUAAAUUAAAUUUCAAGUCAGUUGUUUUUUUUUUUACACAAUAUAUUAGUUUCAUAUUUUGUUCUAGGAGUACUUUCUACGUUUACAAAACAAAAAAACAGAAUUUUAUUCUGCUUGAAGCAGAUUUAGAAAAUCUCUUUCAAUUGUCCAUCUCAAUAGACCAGGGCUUUUAUCUAUCACCAUAAUUUUUUUUAAUGUUAGAUAGAAUAAUUCAGCUGCUACCUUGUCUUAUCAGGAUUAACUGUUCACUCAGAUGCAAGGCUGGUAGGAACUAUUAUUUUAGCAGUUUCCAACAUGUGUAAACAUAAUGGACUUACAACUUCUCAAACUGUGGCCAUCAUCUCAAGAGCAGUAUUUGGCGAAAGCAAGAAGAAACCCCUGGCCUUUGAUCGUUUGACUGUUAAAGACUUUGGUGUUGCUAAGACAACAAAUGGCUCUGACAAGUAAGAAUCCAAAUGCAAAUUACUGACAUAGUGGUAGCUUUGAUUUUCCUUUUUAAAAAUUGUUAUAAUUAAUCAUUCAAAGUAAAUCAUAGAUAUUUUCCAAUUUAAGUUCAAAAACUAAACUCAUACUAUAGUACUAACUGCAAGCUGCUUUCGGGGCGCCAAUGGACCACUAUUGUUACAAUAUUGUGGAACAUAAGCCUAUUAUUAUUUUUCUUCAUUAAGGUCUGGAAAUUUUUUUGCUAUUAUCAUCUUAUUUAGUGUCAGUAUCUUUAUUUAUCCUAUAAUAAUUCUCCUCUCUGCAGAUAUUUUCCUCUGUAUGACCUAGCAGAUAGUCACGAGACAGAAACCACGUUGUUCAAAACAUUGCAGGGAAAUAAAUCCAUGCAAGAAGGGUUUGCUACAAGAUACUGGCAUGUGUUUGAUGAUUAUAUCUGCAAACAAACUUUUGGAUACCUCACAUAAACAUUUGGUAACUUUGGGGCCCAAUUAUUCAUGAGAAUGGUGUCCAAUGUGUGCUUUGGAGGCUCAAUCUGUAUUUUCGGUAAACAAGAUCUGCCAGUAGUAUCUGGCAGCCAAAUCUAGCCAUGCUAGUGCAAUUUCAGUCAUCUGAGUUUAUUGUAGGAAUAAAUGAGAGGACAAGUGUUAAUUUUCUUAUUGUGUAUCCAAUUAUCUAUAUCACAUGUGAUUUAAUUGCUCUUUGUAUUUAUGUAUCAUAUUUGUGGAUCAUGCUAUUUCGUCCCAGUUGUAUGUUACUUUAAGUAAAUUUAAAGGAAUUGCUUUUGGUGUCAUAGAACUGAUUCACUAUUUGAUUAUAUUAUUUGUUUUCCUUUGUUAUCCCAUUUAGAAUUCUUGCUUCUAACAGCAUGACAAAACACAUUUUAAAAAAAUAAUAAUAUAAUAAACCUGAGCAAGUCUGAAAUUUGUCAUUUUAGUUCUUAAUAAUCUCUAAUGAAAUUUGUCUUUUUCGUUCUUAAUUUGGUGAAAUUUGUCUUUUUAGUUCUUAAUAAUCUUUGCUGAAAUUUGUCUUUAUAAACACUACUUAUCUUUAGAAUGUGUGCAUGCAUAAUUUUGAUAUUAGUAUUUUGAGAUGUAUUUUCAGUUUUUGUAUUAGGAGUUAAUGGCUCCAUAAAGUUAAAAAUCUGAAAAAUUUGUAACCACUUUUGCAGAUAAGUCUUAGAAAAAUGACACUGCACUAUAAUUUACUUUUAGAACUAAAAAUAUUUUUUGCAUGUAAUUAUCCUGUCUCUAAAUUUUCCUUUCAUUUCCUUCCAUUAAGUCUCAAGGGGUCCUCAAAAUUUUUAAUCAGGGGGCUGGUUAACUGGCCCUGAGACAGUUGGGAAAGUUCUCUGUCCCUUACGUAGGGCCAGAUUACAGUUUGUAACAAAUAUGAAUGACUUCCUAUGCACAUAUCUAAUCUUUAGUGAACAAAAUAUAACUGGAAAAAAUAAAAUUCAAUAUUUAGAAUGAAGAAAACCUAAAUGAACAUAAAGUUAAUAGUAUUGCAAAAAGGAAGUAUGGGUCUGCUUUAGGUUAAAUAGAUGUCCAGUUGCAUAUUACCCAAACCCGUAUGGUGACAAGGGGGCUGGAUUAGGGACCCUUGGUGGGCCAGAUCUUGCCUGUGGACCUUAGUUUGAGGAUCCCUGCAUCACUAAAAUGUUCAGCAAAAUAUGUGGGAUGCAAUGUUUAUUAUGUUAUCUAUAAUUCUCAUUAGAUCAUCACAAAUGCAUUAGACCAAAAAAUGGAUCACCUUGUGACACAAAUUCAACCAAUGGUAGGGCAGGAUGUCAACAAUGAAACCAGUUCAUCUUUAUCAGGAUGGUAUUUAGUCUGGGUUUAAAAUUUGGGAUACAUGUUACUACUGUUGUCAACACACACACUCACAAACAUCAUUUGUCAUUUCAGUUGUUGGUCUUGUAAAACUAUUCAUUGCUCUGUUUCAGCAUUCAUUCCAGACAAAACAAAAUUCUAAAAGUUUAAAAUACCAACAAGUCAACAUUCAAAUCAACUUUAUAUCAAAACAAUAACUUUGGUCUUUGGAUUUUCUAAAAUAUUUGUUUUAUUGCUUUAUUUUACAUUGCUUUUUGUAUAAGUAUGUUCCUUAACAAAACAUGUCAUGUAAAGAGUGAUAGGGUCACUCGGUACCAGGAGCGGACUCAUGUUUUAUAUAAUGUAUAACUACUGUUAUCUCAACAUGAAGGAUUUACAAUGAAAAGCUUACAACAAAAGUAGCCAGAAAAAUACUUGUGAAACUCUUCACUGGAUGAAUCAAUAUAUUAUAAUUUUAAGGUGGUCAGCUUAAUAUUUAUAUAAUUACUUUGAGAUGCCAUGUUGUUCUAUUACUAUGAGCUUAUUGAUUGUACUGUGUAAAUCUGUUUAUUUUGGAAUAUUGGUGUUAUGUUGCGUGGUUGGUUGUUUCUAUGGGAAUAUUGGUGUUAUGUUGCGUGGUUGGUUGUUUCUAUGGGAAUAUUGGUGUUAUGUUGCGUGGUUGGUUGUUUCUAUGGGAAUAUUGGUGUUAUGUUGCACGGUUGGUUGUUUCUAUGGGAAUAUUGGUGUUAUGUUGCAUGGUUGGUUGCUUCUAUGGGAAUAUUGGAGUUAUGUUGUGUGGUUGAUUGUUUCUAUGGGAAUAUUGGUAUGUUGCGUGGUUGGUUGUUUCUAUGGGAAUAUUGGUGUCAUGUUAUGUGGUUUCUAUGGGAAUUUUGGUGGCGUGCUGUGUGGUUGGUUCUAUUCUAUGGGAACAUUGGUGGUGAGUUGUGCGUUUCUGUUUUUAUGGGAACAUUGGUGGUGAGUUGUGCGUUUGUUUUUAUGGGAACAUUGGUGGUGAGUUGUGCGUUUCUGUUUUUAUGGGAACAUUGGUGGUGAGUUGUGCGUUUCUGUUUUUAUGGUAACAUUGGUGGUGAGUUGUGCGUUUCUGUUUCUAUGGGAACAUUGCUGGUGUUUUGUGCGGUUUUGUUUCUAUGGGAAUAUUUCUGCAACUGCUCACCACAAGCAUCUGUAAGCAGAUUUCAACCAAAACAAAUCUAUCAAUUCGUUUUCAGAAAGAAAACAUGACUGCAUAUUUUGUGCUCAAUGCACUGUGUAUUUUAAGUACACAUGCAUUGCUUGUUAAAUUAUAAUAUGAAUCUUGAAUGCCUGUGUAGAUAAACAUCAUGACUAAAGCUGGCGUUGAGAGUACAAACAAUUUUUGUUUAAUUUUUAAGAAUAGUUAUAGUUAUACAUGGCUUACAUAGAAGUUGUUUACUUGUUGCAAAAUAAAUUUUUAAUAACAUCAAUUGUCCUUCAUAAGGGCCCCGAACUCUGUCAGCUGAAUUUCCUUGGUGCAGGCCUGCUUUAUGAUUGCUAUUACUUGAUAAUCUUUGUCUAAAAACCGUAGAUGAAUAAACUCUGACAUAGCUGUUUAAAUAUCUAUUAUGGUUCACCUGUCCAUUUCUAAGUGUUAUCUAGAUAACUUAUGUUUACUACUGUACAAGACAAGAUAGUGGAUGAGAUUUUUUUCCAGCUUUUUAUUGUUAUAAAAUUGACAGAUUACAUAAACUGGUAUGAUACAGUUCAGCACCUUGGUGAAGCUCCAUGUGCCAAAUAUAGCAUCAAGAGUCAUGUGAUUCAAGCACACCAAUGAAACAAAAGAACUAUGUACAAGAGAUGAAUGAACAGAAAUAAGGGCCACAUAUUGUUUGGCUAUGGUGAAACUAGAAUACAUUUGAAUAGUAACAAUAAAUAGCUUCAACAUACACAACAAACCAACAGUAGAGUAAUAAAUUAGCAAUACACAAGAUUAUCCAGUUGUAAAAAAACAAAAAAAAAACAACAGAAAGACACAGCUAUUAUUCAUGCAUUACAUUUUAACAUAGAAAUAUAUGGUGUUUUAGAACAAUGGGACUGAAGCCUAUUUAAUUCAGUGUCGAAACAUAACCUGAUAACAAGUUGAGUUGUAUACAAUACUUUAAACAUAUCUUUCAAAUGCAGAUUUUUGUCUUCUUUGUAGACCUGAUUAAAUUGUAUUCAAUUAUUUGCAUGCCUACUUUUUAAUUACUAAUGAAAAAAUACAUGACUAAAAUGACUAUCAAAAAACAUCCAGAACUUUAAACUGAUUUUAUUUUGCAUUUUUACAAACAAGAAAUGAACCUGAGACAACACACAUUUUUUUUUUUUGGUAGUUUUGUUGGAGGACAGAAACGUAGUCAAAUUAAAUAUGUGUUUCUGAUUCAUUAUGCCAUUUCUAUUUCCAACAUUAGUUAAAUGAUUCAAAGCACUCGUACACACCUCCGUUUUCUAUGAUGUACUAAGCUAAUCAUUCUCACAAACCCUGACUCAGAACAUGAACAAUGUAGUGAGCUAACUACAUACACUAUUUUAAGAUAAAACAUCAGAUAUUUUUUUUAGCUGUACUUUUAAAAAUGAAUUCUACCAAGUUCAUUGUUUACAUACAGUGUUUUAUAUUUUAAAAAAUCUGAAAUAAUUAUAAAACGUCACAUAUUUUUUAAGCUCUACUUUUAGAAAUGAAUUCUCCUGAGUUCAUUGUUUACAUAAAUGUUUCAAGUUUUUCAGGAAGCUAUAAGCAUACUUUCUCUUCACUUUUUUUUUCCUCUAAAAUUUUUUUGUUUGUUGCUAAAACAGUUAUUUGGGCAAUAUGACAUUAUCAAUAUCAGUUUAUCUGGAAAAUCACUUCUGGGAAAUAGGACAUUUAAAAAAAAGUCAAACAAAAAAUAAAAACACUGGUAUUUUUUAGCUCCAAACUCAAGGCACAUAAUUUGCAUACAUUUUUUAAAAAGUUGAAACACUAAAGGCAGUUAAUUAUGGGCCUAUAAUAAAUUAUACUGUCUUAAAACACUGCUCUACAAACUAAAACUCUUUAUAAAGAUUAUUCUUUCUUUGUUAAAACAAAUUGUAAAGAAACAUUUUACAUUCAUUUUUCUUAUUCAGAGUAUUUUAAAGUUUUUUUGUUUUUUUUGCCAAAUCAAAGGGCUUUAACUCUAGUAAAGAUAUAUUUGCUAAAUCCAGGGCACUAGGGAUAAAUUGUUUUAUCACAGAAUGUCACAUCAGACAGCCUACAUUCACUCUGUACAAGGGUAUCAUGUAUUUUAUACUAUUAUACAGUGGUUCUCAGAGAAGUUCUGUCUCACCCAAGAGCUUCACUUGUCUGGGGGCUUACAUCAGAAAAAGCAAAUAAACUGUGCUAAAGUAUAAUGAUCUUCUAAAUUCAGCUUUCAAAAUUCUGAUAUAUAACCAAUGUCAAAGUGAGCUAAGCAGGCUAAACCAUUUGAAGACAAAUGAAAGUACUCUGAGCUUUAGCUUGAGGAGCUCCUAAAACUACCAACACAAACCACUGGGGCUGUGAGGGACGCCUGAACACACCUCAUUUGGAGACACUAUCUCCAUAUUUCUGGCCAGAUGAAACACACUCAGAGCUUUUGCCACCUGCCUACAAACUGCAAAGGAUGGCCAGUUUCUUUCGUCAAGGUAUAAGUUACAUUAUAACAUGGUCAUAAAUAAUUCAACAAAUAAAGACACUUUCAGAAUGUAGCCUGUUUCAGCGUUGACCUUUUCCUAACCUUUUAGAGUGUAGCCAGUUUCAGCAUUGAACUUAUCCUCACCUUACACUACUUACAGACAAGUUUACAUUUCAAUUGAAAUAUUCUCUCCAUUCGAUCAUACUUUAUGAUUUAUGCCAAAGCUAGUUGAGAACCACUGUGUAUGAUGACCACUGAUUUACACUGAAAUAUUAUUCCAUCCAUUCAUGGUACACCACAAACACUAGGUCCAUUUUAGGACAAAAAGAUUGGUGCUGCAUUGGAAAAUUUGUUUUUAAAAAAGUUGUUAUGCUUUAAAACAAAAGUGUACAUGAAUAGAAACAGUACAAAACAGCAGUGUUGUAACGAUGCAGCUGAUUAAUAUCUUUUUCAAAACUAAAAUUAUUUAAGGCAAAAUUUGCAUAAAAUAUCUAAGUGUAAGCUUUUUUUUUUUUUAAGUGCAUAUUUGUUCAAAUCAUUGAAAACAUUUUGUAAAUAAAUUUUUGGUUGGGGAAUUUUAAUUUUUUUUUCAAAAUAAUCAAAUAAAUAAAACAUUAUUACAAUUUAAAAAAAAAAAAAUAAUUUAAAAAAUUUUGUAAAUAAAUUUUUGGUUGCGGAAUUUUAAUUUUUUUUUAAAAAAAAACAAAAAAAAAAAACAUUAUUACAAUUUAAAAAAAAAAAAAAAAAAAGAAGGUAGGACACGAAUGUUAGAAUAAGCCAGUUUAAAAAAAAGAAUAUAUAUAUAUAACCUUUCUGACAUGUUUCAUGUAUUCCUUAAAAUGAUAUAAUUUAGCAAGCACAUUUUAGAUGCUCUGACCUGAAAGCUCCCAUAAGGAUUGAUGAAGGCCAUAAUAAACACCAAAAAUCCAUCUCCUUUUAUAACACACGUGAUACAAUUUAUUCAAAUAAACAUAUUUAAAAAAUCCAACACUUUCUCCAUCUAUGAUAAAAUAAUGCUCCGAACUGUCACUGGGGUGAAGGUAAUAUCCAUUCAGGUUACAGAAAACAAAGACAUUUAAAACAAUUGUGCAGAUUUUUAAAAAUCAAACGUUUGAUCAUCAUAUUUCAAUAAUGCAUCCAAAAAAAAACAAAAAAAACAAACCCCGCAGUAGUUGCUAAAAAUGAAAGGCAUUGAACAUGAAAUUGUAUGUGUCAUCAAAGCUUUGGCUUUUAAAAUAGUGAUGUAUAUUUGACAUCAGGUGUUGCUGUCAUUUCAUGUAAUAAAACUAGAAUAAAAAGCCAAGUACGAGCCUCCCUAAGGAUGAGGUGUCUUGGGUCUUGUUAGUUGAGAAUGCUUUG
Lymnaea stagnalis (great pond snail) is the source of this 8518-nucleotide messenger RNA. The record is from the annotation of a GenBank genome assembly. NCBI's taxonomy places the organism in Eukaryota, Metazoa, Mollusca, Gastropoda, Lymnaeidae.